AAAACAUGAAAUAACAAGCGCCAUCUUACCGGUGAUAGUAGGUAGUUUUUGUUAUGUUUUGUACUGCUUUUAGCUGACAUUUUGCUUGGUAGGGAAAUUCGUGUCUCUGCUUCCACCAUGGCGGGUGCUCUGCUGGAAUUUGAGACCGAAAUGUUCCUGAGUUUGCUGGGCUGUGACGGACUGCUGGUAGUGGCGGAAGGGAUGGGAAUAGACCGCAUCCUGCUGCAGUUCAUGCGGGUGUACUCGGAGCAGGGCAGCCUGGUUCUCCUGCUCAACACAACCACACCUGAACAGGAGUACUUCACGGAGCAGUUGCGAAUAGAGGGAGUGAGCCACUUGCCCAGGACGGUGACUAGCGAAGUCCAAGGUAGCGAACGAUACAACGUCUACACCGACGGAGGCGUGCUGUUUGUCACCAGUAGAAUCCUGGUGGUCGACUUCCUGACAGACCGUAUCCCAGCCCAUCUUAUAUCAGGCAUCCUGGUGUACCGCGCUCACAAAAUCAUUGAGUCGUGUCAGGAAGCGUUCAUCCUGCGCCUGUUCCGACAGAAGAACAAGACAGGAUUCAUCAAAGCCUUCACUGACAAAGCCAUUGCCUUUUCCUCGGGGUUCUGCCAGGUGGAGCGUGUGAUGAGGAACCUCUUUGUCAAAAAGCUCUACCUCUGGCCCAGGUUUCAAGCUUCAGUAAACACAUCACUCGACAGACACAAGCCAGAUGUGGUGGAGCUCCAUGUGUCACUGACGCCAGCGAUGAGGGCCAUCCAGAGCUCCAUCCUGGACAUAAUGAGCGCUUGUCUGAAGGAGCUGAAACGCUAUAAUCCCACCCUGGAGGCUGAGGAUCUCUCCUUGGAGAACACGCUUAGCAAUGCCUUUGACAAGACCAUCCGCCAUUACUUGGACCCCUUGUGGCACCAGCUGGGAUCAAAGACUAAAGCACUGGUUCAGGACCUGAAAGUACUCAGGGUUCUGCUGCUCUACCUCACCCAGUACGAUUGUGUCACGUUCCUCAAUCUUCUCGAGUCCCUCCGCUCCAGUCAAAAGAACUUUGGCUCCAACUCAGGGUGGCUCUUCCUCGACUCCAGUACCUCCAUGUUUAUGAACGCCAGGAGCCGAGUUUACCGCAUCCCAGAGAACAAGAAGAAACUUAAAGUAGAUGCUGGAGCAGAGAAAACUCUGCCAUCCUCCACCUCAGAGGUGAAGCGGGAGCUGGUGCUUGAGAAGAGUCCCAAGUGGGAUGCUCUGACUGAGGUCCUGCAGGAGAUUGAGACGGAGAAUAAGAGCUCUCAGUUUGAACAAGGUCGUGUGCUGAUCUGCGCUAGUGAUGACAGGACUUGUGCCCAACUGCAGCAGUACAUCAGGCAUGGCGCUGAACGGCUCCUGAACAGACUGUACAUCCGCACCAUCGCUAAGCGAGAUCCAUCAGCUCCCUCUGGUUUUGAUCUGGCAACGCACAAAAAAGGCAAUGGCUGCCUCAAAUGCGGGUCCAAGGGGAAGGACCAAGGGUCAUCCAAAGGCAAGGAGCCUUUGCGGAAAAAAAAGGCCACCAAGACCAGGCCAUCCCUGACCUUGACACAGAUGAUUGGGAAAGAGCAGACGGAUGAACCAGUAGUGAUGGGCAGCAGUGAGGAUGACAUGCCUGGAGAAGAAGAAGCAGCAUCAGAAGAAGAGGCUCUGAAGCAAGAUUUAUCAUCUGAUGCUUACUACGCUGUACUGAAGGAGCCCCUGAUGGUCAUUCACCCCCUGAAGGGCUGCACCGACCCCCACAGCCUUACUCGGGUGCUACAUGAAGUGGAGCCCACUUUUGUGGUGCUUUAUGAUGCUGAAGUCAGCUUUGUGCGCCAGCUGGAGAUCUACAAAGCCUGUCGGCCUGGAAAACCACUCAGGGUGUAUUUCCUCAUCUAUGGGGGUUCGACGGAAGAACAGAAGUACCUGACUGUGCUGUCCAAGGAGAAGAAAGCCUUUGAACACCUAAUUAGAGAAAAAGCGAAUAUGGUCAUUCCAGAGGAGAGGGAAGGCCGAGAAGAUACCAAUUUGGACCUUGCCAGGAAUUUAGAGCCUGCCAAUGCCACCACCAACACUCGCAAAGCAGGAGGUCAGGACCAGCCCAAAGAGCCCUCACGGGUCAUCGUAGACAUGCGUGAGUUCCGUAGUGAACUACCCUCCCUACUUCACCGCAGGGGCCUGGACAUCGACCCUGUCACUUUAGAAGUAGGUGACUACAUCUUGACGCCGGACGUAUGCGUGGAGCGCAAGAGCGUCAGUGAUCUCAUCGGCUCGCUGCAGAGUGGUCGCCUGUAUACCCAGUGCCUCUCCAUGAGCCGCUAUUACAGAAAACCAGUGCUGCUCAUCGAGUUUGACCCAGCAAAACCCUUUUCCUUAAUGGCCCGGUCCGAUUUCCGCCACGAGAUAUCGUCUAAUGACGUUUCCUCCAAACUCACCUUACUCACGUUGCAUUUCCCACGCCUUCGCAUUCUCUGGUGUCCCUCCCCGCAUGCCACGGCUGAGCUCUUUCUGGAGCUGAAGCAAGGUCGCUUAGAACCAGACGCCGCUGCAGCUCAAGCGGUCACGGCCGAAUCGGACACGGUGUCUGAAUCGGCAGAGCUCUACAACGCCGGACCUUAUGACUUCCUGCUCAAGAUGCCAGGGGUAAGCACGAAAAACCUUCGAGCUCUUAUGAAAAGCGCUGACAGCCUGGCUGAUCUAGCCAGACUCAGUCAGGAUAAGCUAGCAGAAAUACUUGGGAAUGCAAACAAUGCUAAAUUACUCUAUGAGUUCCUGCAUAAUGUUGCAGGUGUUCAAGCUCCAGCACACAGGAUGAAAUAAACUCCACUCCAUUUUAUAUCACGGGCUGAUUUUACAUCUUAUAUAUUAAGUCUAAAGAUUUUUUUUUGUCCAAUGGGAGUGUACUGAUCAAACCGAAGUAAUUAUAAAUAAAUAUUGCAAUUGUGGAUUAAUUUUAUGAGAAAAUGUAUUUUUUCAAAAUAAAUGUCCUUUUUUUUACAUUUGCAGUGUUGUCUCCAGUUAAGUGUACAGUAAUUACCUAUUUUAUGCCCUAAAAAAGUGUCUGACAUGA
This is a messenger RNA of Dunckerocampus dactyliophorus (ringed pipefish), 3073 nucleotides long. RefSeq names its product excision repair cross-complementation group 4 (gene ercc4). The record is from RefSeq and is a predicted model, not a curated record. Bases 118 to 2823 code for a protein of 901 amino acids. Gene Ontology annotation, biological process: nucleotide-excision repair involved in interstrand cross-link repair; resolution of meiotic recombination intermediates; double-strand break repair via homologous recombination. The transcript is spliced from 11 exons. NCBI's taxonomy places the organism in Eukaryota, Metazoa, Chordata, Actinopteri, Syngnathiformes, Syngnathidae. Gene Ontology annotation, molecular function: single-stranded DNA binding; damaged DNA binding; single-stranded DNA endonuclease activity. Gene Ontology annotation, cellular component: nucleotide-excision repair factor 1 complex.